UUUUACCAAACUAUUGUUCUCUCUAUCAUUCUAUAAAUCAUUCUGUCAUUCUCCAUCUCUUUCUAUCUGUCAUUUCCUAUCAUUUUAUCUUUUUGCCGAUCUAAUUAUCUAAGAUUCUAUCCAUAUCUAUACCUUCGAUACCUGAUCUAUCUGUUUAUUUGUUACUGUCUCUUAUUGACUGUGAAUCUGUCUUUCUCCCCAGUCUGGUAUCCAGUCGCUUCUCUCCUCACAUGGUGCCUCAUCCUCCUCAUGGCCUGCACCAGACGGGCAUCCCUCACCCCGCCAUUGUGUCACCUGCCAUCAAACAGGAGCCCAGUGCCAACAACGGCAGCAACUCGACACACGGAAAGCCCUCGGUGCCUGUGAAAAAAGAGGAAGAGAAGAAGCCUCACGUCAAGAAGCCCCUAAAUGCCUUUAUGCUCUACAUGAAGGAAAUGAGGGCCAAAGUAGUGGCCGAAUGCACCCUGAAAGAGAGCGCAGCCAUCAACCAGAUCCUGGGCAGGAGGUGGCACUCUCUGUCACGUGAGGAACAGGCCAAAUACUACGAACUCGCCAGGAAAGAACGGCAGCUGCACUCUCAGCUUUAUCCGGGCUGGUCUGCGCGAGACAACUACGGAAAGAGGAAGAAACGGAAGAGAGAGAAUAAACCUGAUUCCCCACAAGAGAGUAACUUCUCACCCCAGCUCAAGAAGCAGUGCGUCCCGUACCUGCCGUCCGAGAAAAUGUGUGACAGCCCUACCUCCUCUCACGGCAGCAUGCUGGAUUCGCCCGCCACACCGUCAGCCGCCCUGGCUUCACCGGCGGCCCCUGCGGCCACUCACUCAGAGCAAGCUCAACCCCUGUCCCUCACCACCAAACCAGAGGGCAGAGCCCACCACCCCCACUUCCCCCUGCCAGGGAAAGCCCCGGGCUCCAGCUCCAGCUCCACUUCCUCUUCCUCGUCCACCUCCAGCGCCUCCCAUCCGAGCAUCUCCCUCCUGACCCGCCCCAUCCCGUUCACCACCCUGCCUCCCUCCCUGCUCUCCCCGUCCUCACCUUUCCACCAGGCAGCCCUACAUUCCCAUCAUGCCUUGCUGCAGACACAACCUCUCUCUCUGGUCACCAAAUCAGUGGAGUGAAUGAAAAAAAAACGACAAACUUUUUACACUUGUAUAUUGCUUUGUUUUUUACAAUUUUAUAGAUAUUAGACCAAGCUUUUAAGGUAGAAUGAAAAGGAAUAAUUAUUGGUCAAUAUUUGACCACCUCUCUACUUUUCUUUUCUCUUUGAAACAGUUUUUUUUGUUUUUUUGUUUUGUAAAUGGCCUUUUUCCAACGUGAUUCUCCAAUGUUGCUACUUGUAUAAAAGACAAAUGUAUAAAGGUUUCUCUUCUUUUUAUUGUUUUUUUUUAAGCCGUACUUGACAAAAUACAAUUUGUAGUUUUAGUUCAUUUCAAUCUAAUGGUAGUUAGGAGUUUGAUUUUUCAUUACUGCAUUCUCUCCCCUUUUUUUACUUUUAUUUUUCUUCUUUCUUUUGGUACCACCUCACCCUGUUCCUAACCCUGUGUGUGACUCUCCUGAGACUCCAUAGCUAAUAAACCUCAAGUUAUGUCUAAA
Messenger RNA from Carassius gibelio (silver crucian carp), 1593 nucleotides. Its product is annotated as transcription factor 7-like 1-A. The transcript is spliced from 5 exons. Gene Ontology annotation, cellular component: beta-catenin-TCF complex. Gene Ontology annotation, molecular function: RNA polymerase II cis-regulatory region sequence-specific DNA binding; DNA-binding transcription factor activity, RNA polymerase II-specific. Gene Ontology annotation, biological process: canonical Wnt signaling pathway; generation of neurons; regulation of transcription by RNA polymerase II. NCBI's taxonomy places the organism in Eukaryota, Metazoa, Chordata, Actinopteri, Cypriniformes, Cyprinidae. Bases 231 to 1118 code for a protein of 295 amino acids. The record is from RefSeq and is a predicted model, not a curated record.